AUGAAGCUUUCCAUUGGCAUCAUUUUCUGUUUCCUGGUCCUGGGUGUCUGCAGCCAGGGAUGGCCAACAUUCCUUCAGGAAGCUGGUCAAGGGGCUAAAGACAUGUGGAGAGCAUACUCUGACAUGAAAGAAGCCAAUUACAAAAAUUCGGACAAAUACUUCCAUGCUCGGGGGAACUAUGACGCUGCCCAAAGGGGACCUGGGGGCGAAUGGGCUGCUAAAAAGAUCAGUGAUGCCAGAGAGAAUAUUCAGAGAUUCAUGGGCCACGGAGCAGAGGAUUCAUUGGCUGACCAGGCUGCCAACGAAUGGGGUCGGAGUGGCAAAGACCCCAAUCACUUCAGACCUGCCGGCCUGCCUGAUAAGUACUGA
Cynocephalus volans (Philippine flying lemur) is the source of this 369-nucleotide messenger RNA. Its product is annotated as serum amyloid A-3 protein-like. The coding region runs from base 1 to 369 and encodes 122 amino acids. Lineage: Eukaryota; Metazoa; Chordata; Mammalia; Dermoptera; Cynocephalidae. The transcript is spliced from 3 exons. Gene Ontology annotation, cellular component: extracellular region. The record is from RefSeq and is a predicted model, not a curated record.